GCUCCCCAUUCCAACCUACAAGCUUUCCUCGCAAGCCUGCAUACCCGCCGACUGGCCGGGCUCAUCAGCAGGCAGAACCGCUCUCAGGCGACCGUACCAACAGACCGGCACCAUGGAGCUCAUCAGCCGGUCGCAGCUGCUCAGCAGGAAGUGUCACCUUCCGUACUAGACGUUCGCCAGCAUGGAGCUCCGAUAACCCCUUCCUCUUUUCUUCUCCAAUCUCUGGCCCCGGAUCUUCCGCGGUUUAACCAUGGGAACAUGGCGUGAUCUGCGUGUGGCGUUCAUCGUGGGGUCUUUGUUCAUGAUCCUGCUCAUCAUCGCCUACUGGGAUGAUGUUGGGGGCUUCAGUCUGUACCCUUUGCAAGACCACAAACACGAUCGUUGCCCCCAGACGACCACGGGCCGCUCGAUCCAGGCCUCCACCGACAGCACCGCUUCUUAUGUGGGAAUAUCCAACGCAACAUGGGCUCCGACCAAGACAAACAAAAACGUAGAGGGAAGAGGGCAACAGGAGGUGAGAAGAGAGGACACAAUGGAGUUGGAAGAGCAGAAUCAGGUUUCAGCUGGAAGUAGGGAGCAGAUGGCGAGGAAGCAGAGGAUUAUGGAUGUGUGUUCAGGGAAAGACUUGGUGGAAUUUCCCGGGAGGAUUCGAGCUUUUGAACAGAUCCCCAACAGGGAAUUGGACCACUUGAUAGUUGAUGACACGCACCAGAUCAUCUACUGCUAUGUACCCAAGGUGGCGUGCACCAACUGGAAGAGAGUGAUGGUGGUCCUGUCCCAGUCCCUGGUCUCACCCAUCUCAGGAAAACCUUAUACUGACCCAGAGUCAGUUCCCCCGGAUCUCGUGCACAACUCCUCGCUUCACCUCACUUUUGCCAAGUUUUGGCGUCAUUAUGGCUCUCUUUCCCGCCACCUGAUGGCACUCAAGCUCCAGCACUACACAAAGUUCCUGUUUGUACGCGACCCCUUUGUCCGGCUCAUCUCAGCCUUCAGGAACAAGUUUGGAAGGCCCAACGAGGACUUCUACCGCCAGUUUGGGUCAGUCAUCCUGCGUCGCUAUGGCAACAUUUCAGGGAGUUUGCCGGAAUCUGCGGCUGAGGCAUUUGCAGCUGGGAUCAAACCGACCUUCCAGCAGUUCAUCUCAUACCUGCUGGAUGCAGAGACAGAGAGGGAGAGCAUCUUCAAUGAACACUGGCGUCAGGUUCACCGCCUCUGCCAUCCGUGCCAAGUAAAAUACGACUUCAUUGGUCGACUGGAAACCCUGGAAACGGACGCACUGCAGCUGCUAAAGCUUCUGCAAGUGGAUCAUCUGCUUCGCUUCCCCUCUGGAGCGCGAAACCGGACUGCGGCCAGCUGGGAAAGGGACUGGUUUUCCCAGAUUCCCAUUUCUAUGAGGACAGCACUGUACAAGCUUUAUCAAGCAGAUUUCGAGCUGUUUGGCUACCCCAAACCUGACAGUGUCCUGCACCAGUAGACCACACUCACCUAAAAACCUUUUAAAGACCAAGUCUAUGAUGCUGUUUGUCAGUGCAUAUACCUCAAAAGUAGGGAUGUCCGAUAAUAUCGGCCCACUGAUAUUAUCAGCCCGAUAUAAUAACAUAAAAAUGUAAUGUCGGUCAAUAGCCUAUGGGCUCCCAUAUUUUCCGUCGUGCAUAUGAUAACCUCAUCAAACCUCCUCACUAUAAGGAAUGUUACAAUUCCCGGAAGUAAGCGACGGUAAAAUGUGACACUAUGUGCGCGCUCGACUAGGAGAGUUUGUGGGGACGCCUGUGAAAAUGCUGCUUUUUCAUAUGAUAUCGGGUGUAUUUUAAUUCGUAUACAUGCACCAUGCACCACCAGUAGAUUACUUUUUCCUCUUCAAUUUUGCAUCGGAUUUACACUCAGUGUUGGACCACAUCGACUCAUACGACGGCUUUGAAAGUUAAGUCCAACUUUAAGCCUUCCAAACUCAUGCAUCGGAGCUUCAGGACAAGAUAAAAGGUAUGUAGGAUAUCUAUCUGCAGGGAAUCUAUCUGCAGAUUGAAAUGUCAUUCAGAUCAGAAUAACUGUGUACAUGCAAUUUGUAGUGUGGCGUGGAAACGAAUACAGUUUGCUGCUACACAAAGAGUGCUAGGCAUACAUGAAAAUGAUGACACUUGAUUUUCUUCCCUGGACUUUUUGAUUAUCAAAAAAAUUUAAAUAGCUACUCUCAACUUUUAAAACAAAUGUCAUCUCAAGUAUUUCUCAGAUGUUUUACAAUUUUGUACAAUGUUUUUUACAGUCACGUUGAGAAGCUAAUUGCUGAUGUUAUAUCCAUUAGCUUCACAACAGAUACAGUGGUGUAAAAAAGUGCCCCUUUCCUGAUUUGUUUUUGGGUUUUUUUGCAUGUUUGUCACACUUAAAUGUUUCAGAUCAUCAAACAAAUUUAAAUAUUAGUCAAUGACAACACAACUGAACACAGUUUUCAAAUGAAGGUUUUUAUUAAGGGAGAACAAAAAUUCAAACCUACAUGGCCCUGUGUGAAAAAGUGAUUCCCUCCCACCGUUAAAACAUAACUUAACUGAGAUUAAUUGACAUCUAUCAGUCUGGAAAAGGUUAUAAAGCCAUUUCUAAAGCUUUGAGACUCCCGCGAACCACAGUGACAGCCAUUAUCCACAAAUGGUAAAAACAUGGAACAGUGGUGAACCUUCCCAGCAGAUCGGACAACCAAAAUUACAUCCAAGGGGUCACAAAAGACCCCACAACAACAUCCAAAGAACUACAGGCCUCACUUUCUAGAACAUCAUAACAAGAGUAAAAUAUGGUGGUGGUAGUGUGAUGGUCAGGGGCUGUUUUGCUGAUUCAGGACCUGGAAGACUUGACGUGAUACAUGGAACCAUGAAUUCUGCUGUCUACCAAAAAAUUCUGAAGCAGAAUGUCCGGCCAACUGUUUGUGACCUCAGGCUGAAAGCAACUUGGGUUCUGCAGCAGGACAAUGAUCCAAAACACACCAGCGAGUCCACCUCUGAAUGACUGAAGGAAAACAAAAUAAAGACUUUGGAGUGGCCUAGUCAAAGUCCUGACCUGAAUCCUAUUGAGAUGCUGUGGCAUGACCUUAGAAAGGCGCUUCAUGCUGGAAAAUCCUCCAAUGUGGCUGAAAUACAACAAUUCUGCAAAGAUGAGUAGGCCAAAAUUCCUCCACAGCGCUGUAAAAGACUCAUUGCAAUUUAUUGCAGUUGUUUCUGCUAAGUGUGGCCUAACCAGUGAUUAGGUUUAGGGGGCAAUCACUUUUUCACAUUGGGCCAUGUAGGUUUGGAUUUUUUUUUCCCUUAAUAGAAGGAGGGAAAGGCUUCUUGAGACGUCAUCUGUACUUCUGUGAAGAAGGUGUCGGACGUUUCGCUCCUCAUCCGAAGAGCUUCGUCAG
Molecule: messenger RNA, 3382 nt
Organism: Dunckerocampus dactyliophorus (ringed pipefish)
Lineage: Eukaryota; Metazoa; Chordata; Actinopteri; Syngnathiformes; Syngnathidae
Product: carbohydrate sulfotransferase 12-like
Exons: 6
Coding region: 251-1474 (407 amino acids)
Biological process (GO): proteoglycan biosynthetic process; carbohydrate biosynthetic process
Cellular component (GO): membrane
Molecular function (GO): sulfotransferase activity
Source: RefSeq, a predicted model, not a curated record